Molecule: messenger RNA, 2240 nt
Organism: Tilletiaria anomala UBC 951
Lineage: Eukaryota; Fungi; Basidiomycota; Exobasidiomycetes; Georgefischeriales; Tilletiariaceae
Exons: 2
Coding region: 347-2176 (609 amino acids)
Source: RefSeq, a predicted model, not a curated record
GUUCUGCGGGUUUAUCUGGAGGGGAUGCAAAGCUCCUCGAACGCAUGAGAAUGUCUGAAAGUGCGAUUUGCGUGCAAGAACCCGAUAGAACGAAGGUUUUCGUCACGGGAUUUCUGACCUGAUGAGAUCCAAACUGGAAAGGAAAUAAGUACGCCAACCAUCAACGCAGCAACUCUGGCUUGUGUCGCUCCGCACAUUUGCAAAAACCAUAGUACAACUGCAAUGAGCGAACGAAAGCUUUUAGAUGAGCAAGUAAACACCAAACCUCGCAAAGAUCCUAACUUCGAUCCUCAAAGCGGUCCUUGGCAUGCGGCCUGCCCCUUAGUCGCGGGAUUGGCCAUUCAAGAUGGCAGCUCAGACCCGCCCAUCGCGGCACAGCCGGCUGGGACUCGCAUCGCACAUUACCAAAGUUAACCUCCUCGGCGGUGCACUGCAUGCAACUGCAUCUGUCUGCUUUCUUGUGCUCCUGAACUCGCUACAACCCACCUUGAUCUCCCAGCUCGCCACCGAUUGCAACGGACAGGGCCCAUCUGGACCCGCCAACGGAUCCGGCUUGUGCAUAGAGCUGUCACUCAAAGGAGGCAAGGAGGCUCGUGCCGCGUUUGGACGUCUGAACAGCACUCUGCUUCUGCUCGACGAAGGAAUCUCCAUCUUCCUCGUCCUGAUUUGGGGCUCGCUUGCAGAGGUUAUCGGCAUACGCUGGGUCGCUUCAGCUGGCUAUGUGCUGAUAGCUGUAGGUCUGUCCCUUUUUGCACUUGCGCAGAACGCAUGGCAGGAUCUGCUUGUCGCUCGACUCGUCUUUGCGCUCGGGGCAAGUGCUGUGACAAGCAUGCUCAGCGGGCUUCUAGCGAGCUAUAGUGCGACAAGAGCAGAUGACCCAGCGCCGGCUCCAUCGAGGCUGACCCCGCCGUCGGAGGAGACGCCGUUACUGAAUCGCUCGCAAACCAUUAGCACAUCCCAGCCAUCGGGUGCAGGCAAGCUUGCCUCUUGUGCUGGUGUACUCACAGGUGUCGGCGCGCUGAUUGCAGUGUUUGGACUGGAUCGUCUGCCGCCGCUGAUUGAAAGAUGGCUGGACCAGCAUGAAGUACAUGGCCGCAAAAAAGGCAAUCAUGGGGUUAGCUUAGAUGCCAAUCUGCACAAGGGGCUCCAGUACACCUUUGCAUUAUGCGCCGCCCUCGCAGUCCUUGUCGCCAUCAUCCUCGUAUCCACGCUGCCAACCUAUGAUCUCAAAGCCGAAAGCAGCGAGUUACUAGUGGGCAGGGAGGAGCCAAUCUAUGCCGAAAUGGAAGCAGACGUUACUCCCAGCGCGGCUGCAGAGGCAGCUUUCCAGCCUGAGGGCAGCUCUCACUCACGGUGGCGCCGCUCGCUCCGAGGCGCCCCGGCAGCAGCUACAUCAUCCGUGCUCAGCAAUGAACGGCAGGCGCGGCGCUUGAGGUUGCAAGCAAGGCUAGCAAGGAGAGGGGUGUUCAAACGGACCCUUGUAAAGCUCUGCAAAGGCCUGUUGCAAGGCAUAUUCGAUGCAGCACGCAGCCGAACGCUCGUCGGCGCUUACAUUGGAGGGGCAAUGGCUCGCGCGACCACCAUCGGAACUACCGCAUUUCUUCCUUUGCUUGUCGCUCACUUCUUUUACACAUCGGGGAUCUGCACCGACAUCCCUGAUCCGACGCUGCCCACGUGCGAGAUCAAGCGCAAGUGCCGUCAAGCGUUUAGAUGGACCUCGAUCAUUUCAGGCGUAGCGCAGCUCAGUGCCUUACUUCUCAGCCCAUUCAUCGGUGUCAUCGCUGAUGCAUUCUCGCCGGAAGCGACAAUGGGCGCUGCUGCUACCUGUGGGCUUAUGGGUUACCUGCUCUUCGCCUAUGGACUUCCAGGCGGCAUCGAUGGUGACCCACGCAGCACCACAGCCAUUGUCGCGGCUGCACUCAUCGGCAUCUGUCAGAUCGGCACGAUCAUCUGCAGCCUUGCCCUGCUGGCAAAGGCCCGUCGGCUCAAAGGCUUUGCUGCGGGAUCUCUUGCCGGCGCCUAUUCUUUUUUUGGCGGAAUUGGCAUCGUCGCCGUGUCGAGUGUCGGGGCGCUGUUGUUCGAUCUUUAUGUCCCAAGCCCGUUCAUCAUGAUGGCAGCUCUAGCAGCAGGGACGGCUGUCGCUGCUAUUUUCAUCUCCAUUCUACCUCCUGUAUAAUUGGGUUCACCUCUGACGUGUAGCAUAAUGAUUGUACAACACACGAGCCUGUAGGACAUCAUUU